AUGGAGGACGCUGAACAGGAAGAAGCAGACAGCGAAAACGUCCGCGGGGCAGGCUCUCCAGUGAGACUACACGGAAUGGGAGAUAUGGAGCGGAAGCAAGAAAGGAAGGUGAGACAGUUGGUCGACCCGGAAGAAAGUGAACAGGUGGAGAAGCCCCAACAGGAAGGGUUUCCCCCCUCAAGUGAACCUCCACUAGUAGGUCAAACACCCUCGAAUGGAUCAACUGGGGAUCGAUCAGAUGAUCCACACAAAGGAAACGAAAAUGGUGACAAAAACUGCAAUGCUUGCAACUUUUGCGAAGAUGUGUGUUUCUCCAUCCUGUGCGCAAGGUGCAAAAUAAAGAGGAAGAAUCUGUACGCUAAGUACAAGAAAUAUAAAAAGCACAACUUGAGAAUUUGUCAAAAAGAAAUUAAACUCGUGCUGAAGUUGAAUAUGAAGGCGAGGGCAGAGAUACUGUCGGGGAGUCUCCCGGAUGGGGAGAGCAGAGGGCGGCGCGAAGUGGGAGAAGCGGGAAAGGCGAUAGAUGGGGGGGAAGCGGUAGACGCGACAGACGCGGUGGACCCCCCGAACGCGAGGAACCCCCCUAACGCGGCACACCCCGCGCAGGCAGAACAGAGCAACCCCAACGGCGAGCGCGACGAAAAGGAAACGCCCCAAAGGAGAGACCAGUACGACACGCUAAAGGACGCCAUCAGGAGGAGCAAAAGUCUCACCUACUCGGAAUGCGAAAGGGAAGAAAAAAAAAUGAAAUACUAUAAUUACACCAAGUAUAAACAGUGUUUUACCAAAUGUGAAGUCAGAAGACACUGCGAUGUGAAUGACUGCUGGGUGGUGGCCAAUGGGUACGUAUACGACGUGACAACGAUUCUCGGCCAUCACCCAGGUGGGAUUAAUUGCAUUUUAAAAAAAGGAGGUGAUGAUGUCUCUGUGGAUUAUUCUUUCCAUUCCAAGUACGCACAGAAGAAUUUUUGGGAACCUCUAAAAAUUGGAAAAAUUAUAACCUGCUCGAAGGAAGUUAACGACUUGCAGAUGGGAAGUCUCUCUUCCAAAAUGAAAAACAAAUGCAUGAUGAUGUGA
Messenger RNA from Plasmodium cynomolgi strain B, 1077 nucleotides. Its product is annotated as heme/steroid binding domain containing protein. The transcript has a single exon. NCBI's taxonomy places the organism in Eukaryota, Apicomplexa, Aconoidasida, Haemosporida, Plasmodiidae. Gene Ontology annotation, cellular component: intracellular membrane-bounded organelle; membrane. The record is from RefSeq and is a predicted model, not a curated record. The coding region runs from base 1 to 1077 and encodes 358 amino acids. Gene Ontology annotation, molecular function: heme binding.